AUGGAUUUGAGUGCAUUGAAUGAUGCAUUUGACAGAGUUUCCAAGAAGCAAAAGUUGUAUUCAUCGAAAACCCAAGAAGUAAUCGAUCGGCUUGGAGCAGAGAUUGAGCUGACACUAUUGAAACUGCAGACAGCGGAGGACAAUUCCACCUCUUGUGUCGAUCAAGAGAGUGCUCUCUCGCAGCUGCACAAUGGAUUAAGUGAGAUGGGCCCACUGGCUCAGCUCGAAGGGUCUCAGAAGGAGUUGACUUCUGCUCUGAACAAAUAUGUCAAGACCAUUGACAAGUACUUGAACCCCGAGAUAUCGAAAGCAUACCGAAGCGUGGACUUUGACUACCACACCAUCAACGAGAUUAUAUCGUGCCAUUUCUACAGACACGGCCUCUUUGAGCUCGGAGACUGUAUCACAGCGGAAGCCCAAGAACCCUCCGACUCCGCUGCCCUGAAGGCCCCUUUCCUCGAGAUGUACACCAUCCUGGAGGCGAUGAGAUCCAGGAAUCUGGAGCCCGCCCUAAGCUGGGUCUCCGCUCAACGGGACCGUCUUCUGCUGCACAACGAAUCCAACCUCGAGUUGAAGCUUCACAGCCUUCAGUUCGUGGAGAUGCUGAAGAACGGGGACAGAAUCGGGGCGCUGAGAUAUGCCCGGAGCCACCUCUCCCCUUUCGCCUCGCUGCACAUGGCGGAGGUCCAGAAGCUGAUGGCGUGCCUCCUGUGGGCGGACCGGCUGGACCAGUCCCCCUACGCGGAGUUCCUCUCUCCGACCCUCUGGGAUAGCACCGCCGAGGAGCUCACGCGGCAGUUCUGCAGGCUCCUGGGGCAGUCCUGCGAGAGCCCGCUGGCCGUCGCCGUGGCCGCCGGCGUGCAGGCCCUGCCGACACUGCUGAAGCUCGCCGGUGUGAUGGCCAGCAAGAAGCAGGAGUGGCAGGCCAUGAAGCAGCUGCCAGUGGCCGUCGAUCUGGGCAAGGAGUUCCAGUUCCACUCCAUCUUCGUGUGCCCCGUCUCAAGAGAGCCGGCCAGCGAGGAGAACCCGCCGAUGCUGAUGCCGUGUGGGCACGCGCUCUGCAAGCAGUCCGUGGUGAAGUUGUCCAAGGGGAGCUCCCGGGCCUUCAAGUGCCCCUACUGCCCGUCGGAGGCCACGGUGGCGCAGUGCCGGCAGCUGCACCUCUGA
Spirodela intermedia is the source of this 1167-nucleotide messenger RNA. The record is from the annotation of a GenBank genome assembly. Lineage: Eukaryota; Viridiplantae; Streptophyta; Magnoliopsida; Alismatales; Araceae.